This is a messenger RNA of Pseudopodoces humilis (Tibetan ground-tit), 3439 nucleotides long. RefSeq names its product selenoprotein N (gene SELENON). Gene Ontology annotation, cellular component: endoplasmic reticulum membrane. NCBI's taxonomy places the organism in Eukaryota, Metazoa, Chordata, Aves, Passeriformes, Paridae. Gene Ontology annotation, biological process: skeletal muscle fiber development; calcium ion homeostasis. The record is from RefSeq and is a predicted model, not a curated record.
AUGGCGGGGCCGGGCCCUGGGGCGGCCCCUCCGCGCCUGGCGCUGGCCCUGGCCCUGCUCGCCGCGCUGCUGGCCGUCAAGUACUACCGGGACACGGAGGCGGCGCGGCGGCAGGAGCUGGCUCUGAAGUCCUUGGGCAAUGAGGGGCUGUUCCUCUUCUCUUCCCUGGACACAAACAAGGACCUGUACCUGAGCCCAGAGGAGUUCAAACCCAUCGCUGAGAAGCUCACAGGGGUUGCUCCAGUCUCAGAAUCCGAAGAGGAGGAGACGCCAGAUCCAGAUGGGGAGACUUUGUCCAUCGUGGCCAAAUUCCAGCCCUUGGUCAUGGAAACAAUGACGAAGAGCAAGGACGGUUUCUUGGGAAUUUCCCACGUGGCUCUGUCUGGGCUGAGGAACUGGACAGCCCCAGCAGUCCCUAUGAGUGUCCUGCUUGCCAGGCAGUUUAAAGCCUUUCUCCCUCCAAAGAACAAUCUGGAUCUUGGGGAUCCGUGGUGGAUAAUUCCCAGUGAACUGAACAUCUUCACUGGGUACCUCUCCAACAACAGGUUUUACCCUCCACCUCCCAAGGGCAAAGAGGUGCUAAUCCACAGGCUGCUGAGCAUGUUCCACCCACGGCCCUUCGUGAAGACGCGCUUUGCCCCGCAGGGAGCCGUGGCCUGCAUCCAGGCCAGCAGCAGCUUCUACUACACCAUAGCAUUCCGGAUCCACGCUGAAUUCCAGCUGAAUGAGCCACCAAACUUCCCCUUCUGGUUUUCCCCAGGACAGUUCACAGGUUACAUUGUCCUGUCCAAGGACUCUUCCCACGUCAGGGACUUCAGGCUCUUUGUUCCUAACAACAGGUCCUUGAACGUGGACAUGGAGUGGCUGUACGGGGCGAGCGAGAGCAGCAACAUGGAAGUGGACAUUGGAUACCUGCCCCAGAUGGAGCUGGAAUCCACAGGGCCUUCGAUCCCCACCGUGAUCCACGACGAGAACGGGAACGUCCUGGACAGCAGGGACCCCUCGGGGGAGCCCAUCCAGUUUGUGUUCGAGGAGAUCACCUGGCAGCAGGAGAUCUCCUGGCAGGAGGCAGCCCACAGGCUGGAAGUGGCCAUGUAUCCAUUUAAGAAGAUCUCCUACCUGCCCUUCACAGAAGCCUUUGAGAGAGCACAAGCAGAGAAGAAGCUGGUGCACUCCAUCCUGCUCUGGGGUGCCCUGGACGACCAGUCCUGCUGAGGUUCGGGGCGAACUCUCCGGGAGACCGUCCUGGAAAGUUCGCCCAUCCUCGCCCUGCUGAACGAGAGCUUCAUCAGCAGCUGGUCCCUGGUGAAGGAGCUGGAGGAGCUGCAGAGCAACAAAGAGAACGAGUUCUACAGCAAACUGGCCGAGCUGCACCUGGAGAAAUACAACUUCCCUGUGGAGAUGAUCAUCUGCCUCCCCAACGGCACGGUGAUUCACCAUAUAAAUGCCAACUAUUUCCUGGACAUUACUUCUAUGAAGCCUGAAGAUGUUGAAAGCAGCAUCUUCAGUUUCUCAAGCAAUUUUGAAGACCCUUCAACUGCAACUUACCUCCAGUUCCUGAAGGAAGGGCUGCAGAGAGCAAAACCGUACCUGCAGCCCUAAAAGCAGGCACCUGAAUGCCCCACUGAGAUGGCCAAAGACUUCAGAGAUCUAUUUUGAUUACAGCAAAUCCUCCUCAUCUCCAUGCCAGACGUUGGUGUUGAACUGCAGGCAGUCCCGGGCCGGGGCUGUGCUGUGGAUCUUGGUUUGAGGCUGAGUUCCAGGUGGUACCAAUUUACACAACCUGCCCUUUUCAGUUCAGGCACAUUUUUACAGGAGUGAAAAAUACUUGAAUCCAUUCCCAGUGCACUUGCCUGGGCGUGCCACCCACCCUCAUUUGCUGGCAGCUCCCAUUCAGACUGGUGAAACUGGUGUGACCCCAGAACUGCUGAUGGCCGGGACUUGCCGAGCGCGGGGAGCAGCACUGCCAUUCCGACCGAACACUCGUGGUGAGGACACAGCCAGCACCCUGCUCCCACCCUGGGGCCAGCCUGGUGUCCUGUGGCAGCUCUGGCUGGCAGUGACAAUCUGUGUGACAGGGCUGGGAGCCAAGGAUGAGCUCUGGGCAGCCCUGUGUGCCCUGCUGGCCGCUCUCAAACAGGGUCUAUGCCCCUGAGGGAGGUGCUGAGGGUGGCACCGGGGUGUUCAGGUUUGGUGCAGCUCAGAGGGCUCAGGUGAGGAUCAGUUUGAGCCCCCAGGAGCUCCCCCAGUGUCCCACCCAUCCAUCCCUCCCAGGGCUCCCUCCCCAGCAGCUCUGGGAGCUUCUCCCGGUGUCCCCUUGGAGCUGGAGCCCUGUCCCAGUUUGCUUUGAGCUUCCAGGUCGUGCUGGGUGAGGAACCAUAAGGUUCCCUGUGGGAGCUGCCCUGAGAGCAUCACCUGGGUGAGAACCGGGCAGUUCUAAAAGCCAGAAGUACAAAGAGAUAUUUUCAGGAAUUUUUUCCCAAAGAGAUUGUUCAGACAUGAAGCCAUUAUCCCUUACCUGAAGUCACCCUGAGCAGUUGCUCCUGCUCUGUGCCAAUGCCUGGAUACAGAGUGAGCCUUGUUUUGUAAUUUGGGGAAGGAAAGGUUAAGUGAAAGGGGUUUUAGGACAUAUUCCUACAGGCACGUUGAGGAGACAAAGCAUCUUCAGUAGCUGCCUGCAGCCAGCCCUGGCUGGUGAUGCUUUUUCUGCUCUCUGAAGCACAAUUUUGUUGGACCAAAUCAAAUUAAGGGAAAAGCCUUUUCUUUUUUCUUUUUUUUUUUUUUAAUAAGGAAUUUUUCUUUCCUGGGCUCCAGGUCCUGGGAGGAGCCUGGGGGUGGCAAUUACCCUGUCCCCACCCUGCCCCAGCCUUCCUGUCCAUACCUGAGCCUGGAGACUGAGCUUAGCUGCACCUCUGGGCUGAACCAGUGCCACUUCACUAAUUGCUCUAGUGAGAUUAAUUAAUGGCCCCGGGAUGUUUCUCAGUGUUGGCUUUGUAACUAUGCAUUAGCUGUGCACUUUCUCACACUCCAGCGUGCCAGGCUGUGCUCUGGCCGUGCCAGAACCUCCAGGGAGCAUCGGAGACAGGUCCUGUGCUCGCUUCGGGGCCUCGGAUCCCUGCAGGGCUCCAGCUCGGAGGAAUCCUGUGGGAUCCUCCCGUGAGCUCCUUGCAGCCAGCUCCGAGCGCUCCCGGGGGAAGGGGAUGAGUCUGGACAGUGGCAGAGGGAGCCCCAAAGCCACCCCCGAGCUGGAGCAGCCUGGGGUAUCCCGAGGGCUCCCGGGGGACCCGCCCGUGUCCCUUUGUCACCGGCCCUUCGCUGCCGUGGGCUCUGCGGGCUGACACUCCAUCGCUCCCCCGGUGCCAAGCGUUCGGUUCUCUCUGUACAUCGGCUGCUGCCGCCUCCCCUCCGCGCCUUGUGACGCCCUGGCCCGAAACCGGCG